Molecule: messenger RNA, 1152 nt
Organism: Aureobasidium vineae
Lineage: Eukaryota; Fungi; Ascomycota; Dothideomycetes; Dothideales; Saccotheciaceae
Source: the annotation of a GenBank genome assembly
AUGGCGGCCAGGUAUCUGCGAUACAUCGUCUUUGCCAUCGUCGCUCUCGUCGUCCUCUUCUUCAUCUCCAGCUCCUCAUCAGUCCCCGGACGCGAAUAUGCCCAGAGUGCCACAGACCUGCUCAAGGACUCGAGCUCAAGAUGGCGUGGCUCGCAAGAAGCUCACGGCGAUGUCAAGGAAUCUCACCCUGACCAGGGUACUACUCCCAACACGCACGCUGGUCUCCCUCCCGCAACAAACCCCGGUCCUCGCAUGAACGCUACCUUUGUUACUCUUGCCCGCAACUCGGACGUUUGGGAAAUUGCUCGUUCCAUCCGUCAGGUCGAGGACCGCUUCAACAAGAAGUUCAACUACGACUGGGUCUUCCUGAACGACCAGCCUUUCGACGACCAGUUCAAGAAGGUCACCUCGGCCCUUACUUCCGGAAACACAAAGUAUGGCGAGAUCCCCAAGGAGCACUGGUCUUUCCCCGAGUGGAUUGACCAGGACAAGGCUGCCAAGGUGCGCGCCGACAUGGCCGCCAAAAAAAUCAUCUAUGGAGAUUCGAUCAGUUACAGACACAUGUGUCGCUACGAGUCGGGCUUCUUCUUCCGCCACCCUCUGAUGCUCGAUUACGAGUGGUACUGGCGCGUUGAGCCCAGCAUCGAGCUCUUCUGCGACAUUGACUACGACACCUUCAAGUUCAUGGCCGACAACAAGAAGAAGUACAGUUUCACCCUCUCCCUGUACGAAUACGUCGAGACCAUCCCUACUCUUUGGGAGAGCACCAAGAAAUGGAUGAAGAACCAUCCCGAGCACAUUGUCGAGGGCAACUCUAUGGGCUUUCUCUCCGAUGACGGCGGUGACACCUACAACCACUGCCACUUCGACGGCGGUUUCUUCUACGAGCGCUGGGGAGAUGCUCCCGUCCACUCCAUCGCAGCCGGCCUGACGCUCAAGAAAGAGGAAAUCCACUUCUUCAACGACAUUGCCUACUACCACGUUCCCUUCACCCAUUGCCCCACUGGCGAGCAAUACAGAAUGGACCACAAGUGCCACUGCAACCCCAAGGACAACUUUGACUGGAACGGCUACUCAUGUGAGUNNACCGCCCGCUACUACGAGCUCAACGAGAUGGACAAGCCCGAAGGCUGGGAGCAAGACGGCAACUGA